GUAAGGAGGGUUCAGGGUGUUCCCUUGAUGGUUCUAGUUCAAGUCAAGCCACUGCAGGGAGGAUGAACGAAUAUGACUUGUUUGUGGAUAGACUUCUUGCACAAUGUUCUGGUGGUAAGAGUGAGUUGGACUCUUAUCUUGAGGAAGCUGUUUUGUGUAGAAGUGAUGAUUUUGAUAUAUUGCUUUGGUGGAAGGCAAAUUCUUCUAAGUAUCCAAUAUUGGCUUUGAUUGCGAGAGACGUGCUUGCCAUUCCUGUUUCUACAGUAGCUUCUGAGUCUGCAUUUAGCGCUGGUGGUAGAUUGAUUAGUACUCAACGAAGUAGACUUCAUACAAAAACAGUUGAAGCCCUCAUGUGUACUCAAAGUUGGCUAUUGAACCAUGUUAGCGAGGAAGAGGAUCUUUCUGCACUACCAUGGGAUACAGUGUGUACAACGAAUGAAGAUGAGGAUCCAGAUUUGAAUAAAGCCCUAGCAGAGCUGGCCAUUGCUUCAGAUGCGGAUUCUGAUGAUGAAUUCCAAAUUUGACAUGGAUUCUUUAUAUAUAUGGAUAAGUGGGAGUCUGGGAGAUAAAUUGGACUAUUGGAGUGGUUUGCAUUUGGACAAAGUGGAUAAGGAGUUGUAGGUGGUAGUUUUUAUGUUUUUUCAUGAUUAAUAGACUUUGUUUUUCUACGAAAGAAGAAUUUUGGAGGAUAACUUGACAUUUAUGUGUGGAUUUUUAUUGUUUAUGAGGUGUUUUAAUUUGGAGAUGAAUAAUUUGAUGUUAGAUUAUUUAUUGGUACUUUGUUAUGGAACCUGGUAGGAGUUGGAUGAUC
This is a messenger RNA of Linum tenue, 811 nucleotides long. NCBI's taxonomy places the organism in Eukaryota, Viridiplantae, Streptophyta, Magnoliopsida, Malpighiales, Linaceae. The record is from the annotation of a GenBank genome assembly.